Molecule: messenger RNA, 1914 nt
Organism: Diplodia corticola
Lineage: Eukaryota; Fungi; Ascomycota; Dothideomycetes; Botryosphaeriales; Botryosphaeriaceae
Product: nima interactive protein
Exons: 3
Coding region: 1-1914 (637 amino acids)
Source: RefSeq, a predicted model, not a curated record
AUGGAUCCGCAGAACCUGAAAAGCGCGUCCAGCUAUCUCAACAACCUGCUGCUGGCCCGCGGCCUUCUGCGCAAUGGCAAGCCCGUCGAGUUUGCCCAUCCGUCCAAGGGCGAGGGCGGAAAGCACGAGACAAUGGCCCAGAUCAUCAACCUUGUCCACGACCUGGUCCUGCGCAGAGACCGUGAGCAAGAACAGCGCGACUCUCUCAGCCAGGCGUUGCGCGCCGUCCGCGCCGAAAACCAGCAGGCCACUUCCACCCUCGAUCGCCUAAAGCAGCGCAACGACGACCUACAGCGCCAAUUGGCGCUCGCCCAGUCGUCCGAACGCUCUGCCAAGGCUGCUCUCCGCUCUGCCGAGAGUUCCGCCCGUUCCUUGCGCGAAGAGAUGAUCCGCCUCAAGGCCACCGUGCAACAAAUCCGCACCGCUUGCGCCAACGAUGUCCGCAGACGCGACGUACAAAUACAGCGCCUGAAAUCACACCUCACCGCCCAGCAGAGAGGAAAUAAGACGGGCUUGGUCGGCGCCAGCAUUACCAUCACUCCCGGCUCCGCCGGCAGCGCCUCCACUAGCAGGGCAAGAGACAAAGAUGUACCCAGUCUUGAGGAUGCAGAGUAUAGUCUCAAGCAGGAGACAACCGAGUUCCUGACAGAACUGAGCCAGAGUCUGAGUGAUGAGAAUGACAAUCUCAUCGGCUUGGUCAGAAGAACACUUGCAACGUUGAGGGAAUUGCAAGGAAUGCCAGAACACGGACAUGGCGAAGAAGAUGGUGAGGACGCGACUAUGGCUCAUGCUCUCCCUACCUCUUAUGAUGCUCUGGAUACGGACAUGGACCACGUACUAGAGCACCUGCAAAACCUUUUGACGAACCCCAAUUUCGUGCCCAUCUCAGAAGUGGAAACGCGAGAAGAGGAGAUUAUGAAACUGCGCGACGGCUGGGAGAUGAUGGAGGCCAGAUGGCGCGAUGUUGUCACCAUGAUGCAGGGCUGGAGACAACGCAUGAUGGACGGAGGUGACACCAUCACGCUUGACGAAUUACGAAUGGGACUUGGGCCAGGUAAUAUGCUUGCUCCUGUCGAAGAGGAGGAAGAAGAAGAGGAGGAGGAGGAGGAUGAGGACGAGGACGAGGACGAUGAGGAGGAGGAAGAAGAAGAGGAAAUGGAAAGCGAAGUAGACAUGGACGAUGAGGAGGAAUAUGACAUCGACGAGGAGCCAGCACUUCCUUCUCCUGAAAAGCCAGUACCUGAAAACCGGAAUACGGACCUUUUCGACAUUAAGCUUAACCCCACACCGCACCACGCUCUUCGAGAAUCUGACGGAAACGUGAGAUCCCCACGAAAGGUGAUUUUCGAGGCCUCGAAGGAUAGCCCCCUUGACUAUUCUCCCACGGAUGAGAACGCCUCCGAAGUCGACCUGAUCAAGUCCGGAUCCCGAGUUAGCUCCAAGCCGAAUUCAAGAUCAGGCUCCAAGCCUUCGUCUACCAGUAAACCUCGAUCCACACCCAGACAAUUGCCGCAGCCCCCGUCCGGAGCGCGCGGCAGACCCACGCCUCGCGAAAGUGGCAUCCCACGCAGCACCCGCAAACGCCGCUCCUCCCCUCUAUCGCACCAAGACGGGCCAUCUCCGAAGCUCACCGUGCAGGAGAAGCUCGCUAUCGCAGCACAAGAAGCCGACACAGCAGCAGCUACCGCAAAGGCUGCGGAGGCGGCGGAAGAAGAGGAAGAGAGGAAAGCAGCCAGACGAAAGACCGCCCCGACCGCCGCAGAAAAUGCCUUCACCGCCGUCGAAGAAAAUGAAAAUGUCGACACGCGUUCCAGGCGGGCACCGCGCAGAAGUAACAUCAAAGGCCGAGCGAAGCGGAGGAAAAGUACUCUCAGCCCCGAGGAGCUCGAGGCGCUGAUGGGGCUGGCUGAUUGA